Messenger RNA from Eremomyces bilateralis CBS 781.70, 2722 nucleotides. RefSeq names its product Sec34-domain-containing protein. The record is from RefSeq and is a predicted model, not a curated record. Gene Ontology annotation, cellular component: cis-Golgi network; membrane; COG complex. NCBI's taxonomy places the organism in Eukaryota, Fungi, Ascomycota, Dothideomycetes, Eremomycetales, Eremomycetaceae. The transcript has 5 exons. Gene Ontology annotation, biological process: autophagy; cytoplasm to vacuole targeting by the Cvt pathway; Golgi organization. Bases 51 to 2684 code for a protein of 877 amino acids.
CCAAGACCUAUCAGACAAACCACCCUUCACGUCUCUUAAAGCCGCCCGAAAUGUACGAUGAGUCUUGGUAUAAUGCCUUCACUCAGAAGACAUCCUGGCAGCCCGAAAGCCAGAAGAAGACCCAUCGUCGACGACCAACGCUCCUUCAGCAACCUAGUGAAGAAGCACUGCCGGAGAAUGAGGUCGCCAAUCAACCUGAUCUAAGCACUGCCUUGGACCCGCCGGUCGAGAUAUGUCCACCUCAGGCGACGGUGGCCCGCAGAGCGAAGUCGUAUAGUGACUUCUAUGAUAUCGUGCGAGCACACUUGAAGAAGGAAAAGGAGGAUGAAAAGCGGAAGCUUCGACAAGCUUUGAAGACCGAUAUCGACUUCGAGAGAUGGUACUCGGGCAUCAUGCCGUCAAUUGAGAAGAAGAGCUUCCCGCAAUACCAGCUAUAUCUGGAUCAGCUCCGUCUAGCAGAGUCGCAUCUGGAAUAUCUAGCCUCUCAAACCACCUCAUCCCUCGACCUCCUACGUCAGCUGUCGAGCUCGUUUAGUUCCGUGGAGAAGCAAACAAGUGCCUUCCGGAAGCAAUGCGAAGGGUUGCUAUCCGAGCAGAAAUCAAACCUCCAGCUUGCAGACCAAAUCGCCGAAAACCUGGAAUACUAUACCUACCUCGAACCGAUCACACGGAGAUUGAAUGCCCCGGGUGCCGCCAACCGGGUCCGGCAAAAAGAAUUCUCGGAUAUGCUGGGUGAUUUGGACCGUUGCAUUGAGUACAUGCAAUCUCAUCCUAACCAAAAGGAAGCCUCGACCUAUGGAUCGCGGUAUAAGCAGCUAUUAACCAGAGCUCUCACCCUUAUUCGCGUGCAUUUCACCAAUUCUCUUCGCGAGAUCGCUGCAGACGUGUCCAAACGUAUUGCCGACCGACAGCUCAACGACACGACCAUGUCGGCGCUCUUGUACGCUAAAUUCCGCGUCGGUGCCCCCGACCUACGCAAGGUUGGUCUCGAAAUCCAGAAGCGAGCAAUCCUCCCCAAGGAUGCAGCACCGGAUGCGGAACCAGAGUACCAAAGCUUGAUGAACGAGAUGUUUCAAAGCUAUUCCACCACACGCGGUCGCCUGAUCCUUCCGAUUGUAUCGAAGAAAAUGUCCGAAAUCGCCAUGGCGCCAAGCACCGCGAAGGAUCUGGUCACUUUCUCGCGGAGCUCCAUCAGCUACAUUCGGGGCAUCUGCAUGGAUGAAUACGAUCUUUGGCAGGAAUGGUUUGACUCGGACCAUGCGCUCUACGAUUUCUUGGAUGCGAUGUGCGAGCCGAUGUAUGAUCAUCUGCGACCACGAAUCAUCCACGAAACGCAGAUAUUGAAGCUAUGUGAGCUAUGUACGUUGAUACAAUCGCGGUACAUGGAGGAGGAUGAAGAUGAUCUGCAGUCACCAAUCUCGGCUCGGUUGGAUUUCGCAUCGUUGAUCCAUCCUGCCCUCGAGGACGCGCAAACGAGACUGGUUUUCCUUGCGAUGGGAAUAUUACGAACGGACAUCGAGCACUUCAAGCCCAAACCUGAAGACCUAGAUUACCCUGCUCGGAACCGGAUUCGGGCGAGUGCUACUAAUGGAAACAAGGCGCCUGCCCUCUCAGGCCGGCGGGAGGCCAAAGAUCCAUCCAAACCAGCAGAAACGCCGACGAUUGGAGAAGAGGACGGGAUUGAGUCAACCCUGAAGUUCGAACCAUCAUCCAAGGACUGGUACCCAACUCUACGCAGAGCGAUUUGGCUCCUGGGUCGAAUAUACCGGCUUGUCAAUUCUACCGUCUUCGAUGAUCUUGCCCACCAAAUCCUCCACCAAACAACUCACUCUAUCCUUCGCGCCAGCAACCUCAUCAUCCCCCGCUCCUCUCCCACCGACGCCAACCUCUUCACCAUCAAGCACCUCCUCCUCCUCAAACAACACAUCGCCGCCUUCGACCUUGAAACUGGCUUCGCCCAAGCCCCGCCCGAAGUCAACUUCGACUUCUCCGGCCUCACCAGCACCUUCUGGGGCAGCGACUGGCUCAGCAUGCCCGGGAAGCUCGUCCGCGCUGUCAUGGCCGGCCAGCUCGGCCGCCUCAUGCCGCGCGUCGUGCGCGACUACCAUGACGCGAAGGGCGAGGUCGACGAGGCGCUGCGCGUGGCCAUCGGGGCGUUCGUCGAGAGCAUCGCGGGGAGGAUGACGGGCCCGAUUCGAGAAGGGGGUCGCACCGUCGAGCCCCCCGUUAGCGCGAAACCCGCGAAGUCGAACUCGGCGAAGGCGAAAGACGAUGCGGCGAACGGCCAGAACGGGCAUGUGGAGGCGAAUAGCGGGACAUCGGAGACUGCGAGGGUGAAGGCGGCGGUGGCGCAAGGGGUUCCGUUCCUCCGGCAGAAGCUGGACGAGUAUAUUGGGGAUGUGCGGACGAAGGAGAUGCUCGUCGCGGCGGUGAUGGAGCAGGUGACAACGACGUACGAGGCGUUCUGGGGGUCGCAUAGCAGACGCGGCAAUGCUGGGACUGGAGCCGCGGAGUCGACUGGAGCGGGGACGAAGGGGAAGCGGAGGGAGGAUGAGAAUUGGGAGCCGGCGGCGUUUGCGGAGUGGUGUGAAGGGGUGUUUAUGGUUGGGAGGUCGGUUUUUGGCUUUGAGGAUGAAGAUGACGGGAGAAGUAGUGGGGAAUUGAGUCGGGAUGGGAGCAUUUAGUUUCGGGACCAAUGAACACCAUGAAGAGAGAAUAUAUU